Eurypyga helias (sunbittern) is the source of this 1616-nucleotide messenger RNA. It is a transcript of the gene INTS3, whose product is annotated as integrator complex subunit 3. The annotation marks the transcript as partial. Gene Ontology annotation, cellular component: cytoplasm. The transcript has 15 exons. NCBI's taxonomy places the organism in Eukaryota, Metazoa, Chordata, Aves, Eurypygiformes, Eurypygidae. The record is from RefSeq and is a predicted model, not a curated record.
AGAUUAGAGCGGUGUGUGGGCAUCGUGACUUCGCUAACCAACGGGCUGUCGGAGAGGGAAGCUAACGAUGCCCUCAAUGCUCACAUAUGUAAAGGAACCCCCCAGCAUGAGGAGAUCUGCCUGGGCCUUUUCACUCUGGUCUUAACCGAACCCUCUCAGGCGCAGAAGUGCUACCGAGACUUGGCACUGGUGAGCCGCGACGGCAUGAACAUCGUUCUCAACAAGAUCAACCACAUUCUCAUGGAGAAGUACCUGAAGCUGCAGGAUACCUGUCGGACCCAGCUGCUGUGGUUGCUGCGGGAGCUGGUGAAGAGCGGGGUGCUCGGCGCGGAUGGCGUCUGCAUGACCUUCAUGAAGCAGAUCGCAGGCGGGGAUGUGACGGCGAAGAAUAUCUGGCUAGCCGAGAAUGUCCUGGAGAUUCUGACGGAGCAAAGGGAGUGGGUACUGAAGAGCAGUCUCUUGAUAGCCAUGGCGGUGUACACGUACCUCCGGCUCAUCGUGGACCAUCACGGCACAUCUCAGCUCCAGGUCCUUCGGCAGAAGGAGGUGGAUUUCUGCAUCUCCCUGCUCCGCGAACGGUUCAUGGACUGCUUCGUGAUCGGCCGGGACCUGGUGCGGCUGCUGCAGAACGUUGCCAGGAUCCCUGAGUUCGAGCAGCUCUGGAAGGACAUCAUCCACAACCCCCAGGUCCUCAGCGCACAGUUCACAGGUGUCCUGCAGCUCCUCCAGUCAAGGACUUCUCGCAAAUUCCUGGCCUGUCGCCUCACUCCCGACAUGGAAACCAAGCUGCUCUUCAUGACCUCCCGGGUGCGGUUUGGCCAGCAGAAGCGGUACCAGGACUGGUUCCAGCGGCAGUACCUGUCCACCCCAGACAGCCAGUCCCUGCGCUGCGACCUCAUACGCUACAUCUGUGGCGUGGUCCAUCCCUCCAACGAGGUGCUCAGCUCGGACAUCCUCCCGCGCUGGGCCAUCAUCGGGUGGCUGCUCACCACCUGCACGUCCAACGUUGCUGCUUCAAAUGCCAAACUGGCCCUUUUCUACGACUGGCUCUUCUUCAACCCCGAGAAGGACAGCAUCAUGAAUAUAGAGCCUGCCAUUCUGGUGAUGCACCACUCCAUGAAGCCUCACCCUGCCAUCACCGCCACGCUGCUGGAUUUCAUGUGCCGGAUCAUUUCCAACUUCUACCCGCCGCUGGAGGCUCACGUCCGGCAAGGCGUGUUCAACUCCCUCACCCACAUUGUGGAGAAGCGAGUCCUUGCACAUCUCGCUCCUCUCUUCGACAACCCCAAGCUGGACAAAGAGCUCCGUGCCAUGCUGAGGGAGAAAUUCCCAGAGUUCUGCAGCUCUCCCUCGCCGCCCAUGGAAGUCAAAAUUGAGGAACCUGUUUCCAUGGAGAUGGACAAUCCUAUGUCAGAGAAAGAUGACAGUUGCUACGACAAUGCUGAGGCUGCGUUCAGUGACGACGAAGACGACUUGAACAGCAAAGGGAAGAAAAGGGAGUUCAGGUUUCAUCCCAUCAAAGAAACCAUUGUGGAGGAGCCCGUUGAUAUCACGCCAUUCCUGGACCAGCUGGAUGAGUCCCUGAAGGAUAAAGUCCUGCAGCCGCAGAAGGGAAG